GUUCUGACAUUCAAAUUAUUUUUCUUAUUUACUGUUCUCUAAUUUUACACUUCGUUUCAUUGAUGAUCACUCUAAAAAGGUUAUAAGCGAACGCAUCCAUAGCAUGUUAUUCUAUUAAAAUUGUACACAAGAAAAAAGAUUACAUGAAUCAUAGUUAUAUUAAAUUGAUGUCUAAAUUUUAAGUUGAAGAAUGCAUUAGAUUAGGGAGACCAUGAGAGAAAAACAUGGCGAAAUAUCUUAAUUUUCUCACAAGUAUGACUAUAUACGACAUAAAUAUUUUUUGGAUACGAACUCAUACCAAUAGUUGGAACACGGGUUGGGUCGGGUUCUACGGGUUGUGUAAUUCAAAAUCCAAACCCAACCCAAAAGAGGCGGGUUGUACAAAAUAAAAUCAUCACCCAACUCAAAACAUUCGUUUUAGCGAUAAAUAAGGGUGGGUUGGGUCGGGUUGGACGGGUGGGUCGGUUUACGGGUGUGUUUGUUCACCCCUACCCUUGCAACAACUCCCCACAUCAAUGUGAUUUAAAGUUGCAAUUGCAACUCCUUGCCACAUCAUAUUGCAAGUCACUAAAAUUGCACCAUUGGAGAUGCUCGAAGUGGCUAACCUCUCUAUUCCUUGCCUAGGUGGCCGACCGCCCCCAUGGUCGCCGCCUUUCCUCUUUGAUGUUGGACCAUCCUAAUUUAGUGAAAGUUUGGCGUGUUUGUUUCCCUUCUUGACUUCCUGGACCAUCAAUUCAAUAAAAUACUCCAAUAUCUUAUUAGGCCGUACUUUGUUUCCCUCAGGUAUCACACAAUCAUUAUUGUUUUCGACAUUAUCACUCUCCAUUACUUACCUAACUUCCCUCUGCCGCAGUGAUGUAUUCACCGCUUCUCACUGCCACGGUGAACAUGAUUACUGCUUCUCACAGCCACAGUGGGCCCUAAAUACGUGUAGACAGAGAAUUUUUUAUAAAAUGUGUGUAUUUUGAAAAAGAAAAAAAAACACGUGUAUUAUCAAUUAUGGGAAAAAUCCGCAGUCCAGCACAGCAAAUCAACUGCAGCUGCACGGCGAAAGUCUACAGAGUUGCCUUUUCGGGGAAGGAGCAUCCGGCGUUCCCUUUACCCAUCCCACCAUCAUUCAAGCCCGAUCGAAACGCCGAAAGCCACCCGGCCGGCAAAGAUGGUGUCGUACGUCAACAUCCUGCUCUACGGCGUCGGCGGCAUAGUCUUCGCCGGGAUGGCCUUGCUGGUCGCCUUUCAAGAGCGCCUCGUAUAUGUCCCCGUCGUCCCUGGUCUCACCAAGUCCUACACGAUUACUCCCGCCCGCCUCCGUCUCACUUACGAGGACGUAUGGCUCCGAUCCUCCGAUGGCGUCCGCCUCCAUGCCUGGUUCAUUAAGCACUUCCCUGAUUGCAGAGGUCCAACCAUCCUUUUCUUCCAGGAGAAUGCAGGAAAUAUUGCUCAUCGUCUUGAAAUGGUCCACAUAAUGUUACAGAAGUUGCAGUGCAAUGUGUUCAUGCUUUCUUACCGUGGUUAUGGAGCGAGUGACGGAUCUCCUUCUCAGCAUGGAAUUACAAAGGAUGCUCAGGCUGCAUUGGAUCAUCUCUAUCAGCGGAAUGAUAUUGAUACUUCGAGAAUAUUCGUUUUUGGGAGGUCACUGGGAGGUGCUGUUGGUGCCUUACUUACAAGAAACAACCCUGAUAAGGUUGCUGGCAUUAUACUGGAAAAUACUUUUACAUCUAUUCUGGAUAUGGCAGGAGUUCUGCUCCCCUUUCUGAAGUGGGUUAUUGGAGGAUCUGGUGCAAAAGGUGUUAAAAUUCUUAAUUUUGUCGUACGUUCUCCAUGGAACACCAUCGAUGUCAUUGGCCAGGUUAAGCGACCAAUUCUUUUCCUCUCGGGGUUGCAAGAUGAGAUGGUUCCUCCAUCUCACAUGCAGAUGCUUUAUGCGAAAGCAGCUGCUCACAACAAGGAAUGCACUUUUGUCGAAUUUCCUUCGGGCAUGCAUAUGGAUACCUGGUUGUCUGGUGGGGAUCAUUACUGGGGAACAAUUGAGCAGUUCCUUGAAAAAUAUGCUCCGAGGAAUGAUGAAACUGAUUCUUCAAGCAGUGGCCUAGAUUCUGAAGGAAGAUGACGCGUUUCGAUGUUGAAUUUUGAGAUGACUCAUCGGAGGACCUGGAAAGUGUAUGUAUGUUUUCUGUUUGAAGAUGCAGCACCUAAAAGCUCAAUGUGAGCAAGGGCUUGCUGUGGCUGCUUAUUGGCAAAAGAAAAAAAAAACGAGUGAAACCAUACUCUGGUCUUCCAACUGUGGCGGGUUGUUAUAUUAUACCUUAAGAAACAGGAGGCAGUAGAAAGCUUAUCUCAGUAGUGAGUUCCCUAUGGUAUAUUAAUAUAGUACCUCUGACUUUUUCACACAUUACUAUUGAGUACUAUAUAGGUAGUCAGUUUCUGACUUCUUAUUGUUGUAUGCAAAUAAUUCAAUCUUCAUUCUUUCCCCAUAAAUAAAAAAAAGAGAGAAGAAAAUGGGUUUGUGCUGCUGAUCUUGGAUUGUUACUGGACAUUGAUGGCAUUGUGACAACCAUUUUGAUUGCCUGUCUGUAAUGUUAAACUUUAGCUAACCAUCUUGACAACCAUUUCGACAACCAUUUCUAUAUGUUUAUUAUAAUUAUUAUGGAAAUUUCAAGGUAUUCGUGGCUGAUUUUGCAACCCAAUCUGUCUUGUCUUAAUAUUACACAAUUGUUAAGGUAAUGGAGACAGAUGAAGUUUCAUGCUAACAAUAAGUAGUGGUUUGGAAUCUUUGGUUCAGGAAAUAGUGUGAUUGCAUGUAUACUAAGAAGAUGUUAGUUUUAAAAAUUCAUUGUCUGAGAAACAUAAAAGAAUGCAUGGAUU
Messenger RNA from Linum trigynum, 2865 nucleotides. The record is from the annotation of a GenBank genome assembly. NCBI's taxonomy places the organism in Eukaryota, Viridiplantae, Streptophyta, Magnoliopsida, Malpighiales, Linaceae.